UAGUACUGUAGAACUCUACAGGAACAUGAACAAACACGAAUCCCAGAUACAUCUCCCGCGGUUCGCGUUAGUUUGCGAUAGACGUUCAAAGAAGGCGGAUAUGGUUCGCGUUGAGGCAUCCAAUUCGCUUCCGUCCUUCAUCGAAUGUCUUCCGGAAGGAUGGGGCUUGAACUGGAAGAUUAUUAUUCGUGGAAAAUUGAACGAUGAGAGGUUCGACAUCAACCUGCAGAACGUGAUCGAGGGACCCAGCGACGACGAGGACACUCCGCUGCACAUCAGUGUCCGGCCGGGCUGCGAGGAAAUUGUGUGCAACGCGUACGAGGGCGGUUACGGCUGGGGACCGGAGGAACGGCAGCUGGGCUGUGCGAUCCAGGCCGGGGCGGACUUUGAGGUGGAAAUUACGGUUAAGCCGAACGCGUUUGGAAUCUGGAUCAACGGAAGCCAUCACGCGGACUUUACCCACCGGCAGCCGUGGGAGACGUUGCGGUACGUUGCUGUGGUGGGAAACGUUGAGUUGGAGUAUUUGAGCGCUGAGCUGAUUUGAGCUGGAGUUGAUUCGAAUAAAGUUUUUUUGAACACUGUAUUUUUCAAAG
Molecule: messenger RNA, 593 nt
Organism: Culex quinquefasciatus (southern house mosquito)
Lineage: Eukaryota; Metazoa; Arthropoda; Insecta; Diptera; Culicidae
Product: 32 kDa beta-galactoside-binding lectin lec-3
Exons: 3
Coding region: 26-544 (172 amino acids)
Molecular function (GO): carbohydrate binding; galactoside binding
Source: RefSeq, a predicted model, not a curated record